Molecule: messenger RNA, 396 nt
Organism: Pyricularia pennisetigena
Lineage: Eukaryota; Fungi; Ascomycota; Sordariomycetes; Magnaporthales; Pyriculariaceae
Exons: 4
Coding region: 1-396 (131 amino acids)
Biological process (GO): translation
Cellular component (GO): cytosolic large ribosomal subunit; ribosome
Molecular function (GO): structural constituent of ribosome
Source: RefSeq, a predicted model, not a curated record
AUGGUUGCCGCCGCCAAGCACACCCCGAUCGUGAAGAAGCGCACGAAGAGCUUCAUGCGCCACCAGAGCGACAGGUUCAAGCGCGUCGACCCUAGCUGGAGGAAGCCCAAGGGAAUCGACAACCGUGUCCGCCGUCGGUUCCGUGGCAACCUUGCCAUGCCCUCGAUUGGCUAUGGCUCCAACAAGAGAACCCGCCACAUGAUGCCCUCGGGCCACAAGGCUUUCCUCGUCCAGAACGUCAACGACGUCGAGCUCCUUCUCAUGCACAACCAGGUCUUCGCCGCUGAGAUCGCACACAACGUCUCAUCGAGGAAGCGCAUUGAGAUCAUCGCACGGGCGAAGCAGCUGGGUGUCAAGGUCACCAACCCCAAGGCCAAGGUUACCACCGAGGUAUAA